Molecule: messenger RNA, 3162 nt
Organism: Mugil cephalus (flathead mullet)
Lineage: Eukaryota; Metazoa; Chordata; Actinopteri; Mugiliformes; Mugilidae
Gene: rflna
Product: refilin A
Exons: 4
Coding region: 428-1090 (220 amino acids)
Biological process (GO): actin filament bundle organization; skeletal system morphogenesis; negative regulation of bone mineralization involved in bone maturation
Cellular component (GO): actin filament bundle
Molecular function (GO): filamin binding
Source: RefSeq, a predicted model, not a curated record
AGUGCGCACACACAGCACGCACACACACUCUUACACACGGUCAGAGCAGAGCAGAGGAGCUCUCUUCCAGAUCGGUGCCAGACGCACGGUGGCCUCUUUGUUGUUGGGCGAGUUUGCUACCUUUUUAUUCAUUUUUUUUAAAUUAUUAAUAUAUUAUUAUUAUUUUACAUCGGAGACGAGUUUGAGGGCGCAUUUAGACUUGUUUAAGAUUUCUUCACGCAUCCGUGGAAUAUCUAUCCGGGUUUAAUUGGAUACUUCGCGACUUGCAGAAGUCAACUCGAAAAAGUUCGCCCAGGUUUGUUUCUUCCCGACGCAGGAGCGCGCAGCGGCAGCAGCUCGGAGCGCUUCAAGGAAAAAAAAAAAAAAAAAACUUGUCAGUGCGACUUCGUCUGGGGUGUUUUUUUUUUUAAAUUGAGCCGUCCCAGAAAUGGUGGGGCACCUACAUUUACAAGCGAUGGAUGAUAGCCUGAAAGGAAAGAACCGGGAAGGGCUGCUCGACAGCCCGGAUUCGGGGUUGCCCCCCAGUCCCAGUCCACCCUUCUGCUCACUCUCUCCGGGUCUGAUCGAGUCGCGCUCUGGCAGCUGCACGACGCCCGUUGAAAGCCACCAUGGAUAUUACAAGAAGGAAAGCAGAGAAGGAAAACUGCUGCCCUACCUGCUGCUGAACUCCACAGGAACAGACCCAAAGACCCGCAUGCAUCCUGUGUUCUUUGGAGAAAGCAUCGAGGUCAACCCCAAACCAGAGCAGGAAAUCAAGUGUAACUCUGAGGUCAAGUACGACUCUGACAAGCAUUACCAGGACCGGGUUUUCUGCGCCCCCGUUCCCACGCCCACCUCCUUCAGCGAGACAGUGGUGGCGGUGCGGAACUGCACCUGGAGGAGCUACAAGACCCAAGUGUACCUGGAGCCGCGGCAGAGGCCCGUCAGCUACCAGAGCACCACCAUCAUCUACCCGAAACACGCCAAGAACACUUACCGCACCACGCUCAACUACAACGCCACGGGCUCUCGUCGCUGGUUCGUCUCCACAGUGCAGCUGGAAUCCAGUGAGGACACUAGUCCCUGUAUCAUCUACACAGAGGACCUGUAGAGCCCAGACUGCACCGACCUGCAUAGUGACAUGGAACUUGGAAAGGCCCACGUUGAAAGGGAUAUACCUGGAGCCCAUGAAAAAAAAAAAAAAAUCAUAUUUACUGGCCUUGGAGGAAACUUCUUGAACCCUUUAGUGACAUUUCACCUGAGUGUUUUUAGAUUUUCUACGGUGGCAGUCCUUAAAAGGGGCAGUUUAAAGCUGCGCUUCAAUGGUUAAUGUCUUAUUUAAUACAAGAGCUGACAAAUUGGUGACCUUUGCUCUCCUUCUGGUUGGACGGUGUCAGAUUGUGUAUGUAUAUAUAUUUAGGAAAAGUCGAGAUGACAGACGUGUUGGAUUUGAGCCGAGCCUGCCCACUCACACCAAUGCAAAGCUUUCUAAAUAUGGCUCUAUUGCACUUGUUUUCUAUACAUCAUAUUUCUCUCAGAGGACUUGGGAGAAAUGUCAGUGCUGAAAAAUUGGACCAAAGUUAGUUUGAACAGCUUAUCUCCUUCUACACACACUGAGACAGGACACUUGGCUUUUGUUUCACAGCUUUAGUUAGCACCCGUCCGCUCUAGAUUCACCUAAAGAAGGAUCAAUACAAUUGAAGACCGCCAUGAGAAUAUGCUUUGGUCAAGAUUUAGUUUGGUCUCUAAGAGGUGCUGAUGGGCUGAUGAGCAAAAACCAACGUUAACGUAUUGGGGAUAAAUCACACGUAGUAAUUAUUUAUUAAAAGUUAAACCCGCUUCGUGAGGACUGAGUGGAUAUCGGACCACGUGAUGAUUGAGAACAGAGCUUCUCAGAACGGUGGCCAUCUUUGUAUAAUUUGCUGUUUUUCAAUCACUUGAUUUUUUUUUUUUAACUUGCUUUCGUGCCAAAUGGUGGAGUAUGCCACACAAGGAAGUGCCAAAACAAUGUCAAUAAUAAGGGGGAAGCAGCUUAUACAAGAGUUCUGUGCCAACUUCUCUCUGAAACUCAAACACAAAAACAAGAACCAUUUCCAGCUUCUGUUUGUUUGAGGGUUUAGUGCUACAAGCGGUCGACAUGUACCUUUUUUGGCCUCUCCCAUCCUGGAGCCGUCACUAAUUUUGUACAUGAAGCAACUCAGUGUUAGCUUUAAACCAAACCCUGUUUCAGGUCAAAAACAUACAGUUUUGUGGGAGUAAACUCACCAUUAAACUCAGUUUGGCUGUAACGCCUGACAAUCGUUUUUUUUUUUUUUUUUUUUAAAUGUAGGUAAGAAUCAGAUAUUUAACAGCCACCCACCUUUGUAUAAGAACUAGUUCCUGUGAUGUGACCUGAUGGCAUUGUUAACACUUUCAAAAGGCUUGGCUUCAUAAAAAGCUGGAGUGCUUUGUGUUGUUUUCAGACAUCAACGUGUAAAAAGUGAAGCCCCAGUAGAGUUCCCUGUUGAAGAUGAAAGAGUUAUUCUCUGAGCAUUUUUACUCCUUCUUUGUGUGUCUGUCUUAUAUAUAUAUAAAUAUAUAUAUAGUUUAUUGAACAUGGCAAAUAUUGAAACUUUACCUCAAAUUUUCUUAGGUAUCGGUUUUAUGUCACUGCAGAAAUGUAUAUUCCUGAUUUUCAGUUGAGGUCUAUGAGCGUUUGUUCUAUUUUUCUAGUUUGAGACUCCCUCCAGAGAAGUGUACAGUAGGAAGGACGAGGAGGGACCGAAGCUUAGGAUUGAAUCAGUACUGUGAGAAGGGAUUUAUACUGAAAGGGAAGAGGAGGCGGCGAUACAAAGAGCAAGAGGAGAGGAGCGAGGAAAUUGUUUCGGAGAUGUGUUUUUUGUUUUUUCAAACUGUAAAUUUUCCUCGUAAGAGUCCGGACGUGUUGAUGGUCAGUGAUAUGUCAGAGGACGAUAAGAGAAAGUUGUCAGAAAGAUUUCGCGCGAGAGCCUUUUGUGUUUGCUAACACUUGAUUUUGUUACUGUAAAAUAUUUUCCUGUUGUAUAUGUGGCAUCGAGGCACUUCAUAAUUCUCUUUAUAUUUUUGUACGUCAAUCAUUGUUCCUGUUCUGAUCAAAGAAAAUAAUUUAAAAAGAUGUAUAUCCUAAAUGAAUAUUAAUAAUAAAAAACAAUUCCCAAACCUUAA